CGCCAAAAGAAGAUAAAGGAGGUCACUACUGUGCCUCAUCUGGUGCCGCAGGCAGCAGGUAUCUCUCAUUCCUCUUUUCGUCGACACAAGGAUUAUGUGAUAGUGUCUGAUACCCUUGAGGGUUUGAGUAUAGCCGCGGAGUCACGUUCUGGUGCUGCGAAGAAGCAGGCAGAAGAAGUGGCUGCGGGGGGGACAGCUGCGGGUCCCCCUGUGAUUGGUGAAAAGAGGAAUCUAGAGCAGAAAGCUGCUGGUGGUGUUGAAACCAAACGUCGGAGGCUAGUAACCAAAAGGUCUGCUCCGGCGCAGAAGAAACCUGCGGUUGUCGUUGAGCGUCAAGAUGAAGAUUUUUCUAUCUUCGAUGCUCCGGAGUCCCCUCCGCGUGCCAUGGAUGCGGGUGGAGCGGAGGUGCCAUCGACUCCUCCCGUCAAGGUGGUACCUGAGUCAACCGUGCAGAAGGAGGGUACCGCAGAGAAUGCUGCGGCCCAGAUAUUUGAUACUGUCGACUCGUCCAACAACCUGAUCUCUCCCAAUGAGGGAGACGAUUUGAGUUUGCGGUUCACUGCUACCGGGAGGCAACAUUCUGAUGCUGAACCGCAAAAAACUGGCGAUGAAGCGCGGCAGCACGAUGCUGGGCCGCAGAAGUCUGCGGUUGAUAAGGGUACCAGUUCGUCGGCCGAUGGUGCGGGGUAUGACGGGCCUCCAAUUCAGCCUGGGGAGUCUGAAUUGGAGUAUUACUACCGCACCUACUCCCAGGAUCGCGGUACGCUAUACCAUCGACCCCCCUGGACUGUAUUGCAGGGGGAUGACAUUGCUAACGACCCUGCGGCCUGCAGGGAGAUCCUGGGCGGUCUUGGGACCCCCUUUGAAGUUGAGCGGGCUAGUACCGCACCGCGGGAGCUGCGUAUAAACCAGCUCUCGACCAUGUUGGUAGGGACUUCCAUUGUGGCUAAUGCCAUUUUGGAAGAUUAUAAGGUGCUGGGCCGCCGCGAGGAAGAUGCUGCUCGCAUGCGGGCAGAAGCGGAAAAGCUGGUCCAGGCUGCCCGCGCGGGUGCGGAGCAGCUUGAGAAGGAUAAAGCUGCUUUUGAGAAGCAGAAGCAGACUUCGGAAUGGGCUGCCGCUGCCCAGCUAAAACAGGUGCGUUCCCUUGCUAAACUCCUUGCUGAUGAGCGUAAGCGUUGGGAGGAAAUUUCAUCCAACGAGCGCAAGAAGUGGAACGAGUCUUGGGCUAAGCAGAACAAUCUUCUGUUUCAUACUCGGCAGGAGCUAGCAAAUGCCAAGGCGGCAAAUGUUGCCUUGGGCAAUGAAAAAGCUGCGGCUGAGGCCGCAUCAGCUAAAGCGCUGCAGGCAAAGGAUGAGGCCUUGAAGGCGCUGGAAGAGGCCAAAGUGGCCGGGGCUCGUGCCUCAAAGGCCCUUGAAGAGGCCGCGGAGAAAGAGAGCCGUUCUUCCAAGGCUCUGGAAGAGCUGAAUGCGGAGCGCAUUCGUUUGGAUAAGGUUGUUUCCAGCCUUCAGGCUGAGGUGCAGGCGCGGGGGGUCGCGGUUACGGACCUUACUGCCCGUGUGUCUGCUGCGGAGCAGCGGGCUGACGCUGCUGUUGAGGCCAAGGAUGCCUUGGUGUCCUCUUUUAACCAACUGGAAGCUGACCGUGAGUGGUUGCGGACUCACGGCAUCGCGCGUAUUGUCGAGGCCAUAAUGAAUGCCCCUGAGACCUCAUCAGGUUUGGACCUGGUUAAGGAACGUGCGCGUGAUGCGGGCUUCAAGGCUGGUUUUAACCGCUGCAUUGGGCACAUCAAUGUACUAUCCGCAGGCGGUUAUACCGAUCAGGCAUCCGGGUUCCGGGAUGUAGAUACCGAGGGUCGUCUGAAAGCGGCCGUAGCCUCCUUUUAUGACACGCCCCUUGCCUGUGUAGGGGAGCUGGACGAGUGCUUGGAGGUUGCGGACUAUGUUGACCGCUUACGGAUGCUCUACCCUGAUAAUAGGAACUUUAUGUAA
Helianthus annuus (common sunflower) is the source of this 1989-nucleotide messenger RNA. RefSeq lists its product as uncharacterized. The transcript is spliced from 5 exons. NCBI's taxonomy places the organism in Eukaryota, Viridiplantae, Streptophyta, Magnoliopsida, Asterales, Asteraceae. Bases 385 to 1989 code for a protein of 534 amino acids. The record is from RefSeq and is a predicted model, not a curated record.